AUGGCUCCAGAGGUGAUCUUGGCCAUGGACGAGGGGCAAUAUGAUGGCAAAGUGGACGUGUGGUCGCUGGGCAUCACCUCCAUUGAACUGGCGGAGAGGAAGCCCCCGCUGUUCAACAUGAAUGCUAUGAGUGCCUUAUAUCACAUCGCUCAGAAUGAAAGUCCCAUCCUGCAGUCCAAUCACUGGUCUGAUUCCUUCCGCAACUUUGUUGACUCUUGCCUACAGAAGAUUCCCCAGGACCGGCCUACCUCUGACGUGCUGCUGAAUCAUCGCUUCUUGUGUCGUGAGCGUCCGAUGACUGUGGUCAUGGACCUGAUCGCACGCACCAAGGAUGCAGUGAGAGAGCUGGACAACCUGCAGUACCGCAAGAUGAAGAAGAUCCUCUUCCACGAGACCCAGCAGAACGGCCCCGUUUCUGAGGGAGGGGACGACGAGGAGGUGGAGCAGUACCUGCUGCGGACAGGCACAGUGAACAGCAUGGAGAGCUCCCAGUCGGUGCCCAGCAUGUCCAUCUCAGCCAGCUCUCAGAGCAGCUCCGUCAACAGUCUGGUCGACGCCUCCGACGACAGCAGCAACGAGAUGGCCAUGAUGCAGGAGGGCGAGCACACCGUCACCUCCAACAGCUCCAUCAUCCACAGACCCACGGGUCAGGAUAACAUCUACGAUGACCCCUACCAGCCGGAGAUGGAGCAGCCGCAGGUUCCCUCAGCCGGACGCCGCCGAGCCUACUACCGCAACCGGGACCACUUCGCCACCAUCAGGACCGCCUCCUUGGUGACCCGUCAGAUCCAGGAACACGAGCAGGGCUCUGCGCUCAGAGAGCAGAUGUCCGGCUACAAGCGCAUGAGGCGGCAGCACCAGAAGCAGCUGAUGGGGCUGGAGAACAAGCUGAAGGCGGAGAUGGACGAGCACCAGCUGAAGCUGGACAAAGAGCUGGAGAACCAGAGGAACAGCUUCUCCACCGAGGCUGACAAGCUUUCCAAGAAGCACCAGGCCAUCCUGGAGAAAGAGACUAAAGCAGCUCUGGCUGAAGAGAAGAAGUUCCAGCAGCACAUCCUGGGCCAGCAGAAGAAAGAGCUGACCAGUUUACUGGAGUCACAGAAACGGCAGUACCGCCAGCGCAAGGACCAGCUGAAAGAGGAGCUGAAUGAGAACCAGUCGACUCCGAAGCGGGAGAAGCAGGAGUGGCUGAUCCGUCAGAAGGAGUGUCUGCAGCAGAUGCAGGCGGAGGAGGAGGCCAGCCUGCUGCGGAGGCAGCGGCAGUACUACGAGCUACAGUGCCGCCAGUACAAGAGGAAGAUGCUGCUCGCUCGCCACAACCUGGAGCAGGACCUGCUGAGAGAGGACCUGAACAAGAAGCAGACCCAGAAGGAUCUGGAGUGUGCCAUGCUGCUGCGGCACCACGAGUCCACCCAGGAGCUGGAGUUCAGGCAGCUGGGCUCUGUGCAGCGGACCCGGGCCGACUUGAUCCGCACGCAGCACCAGACGGAGCUCACCAACCAGAUGGAGUACAACAAGCGGCGCGAGCAGGAGCUGCGGCAGAAACACACCGUGGAGGUCCGGCAGCAGCCCAAGAGCCUCAAGACCAAAGAGCUCCAGAUCAAGCGUCAGUUCCAGGAAACCUGUAAGAUCCAGACCCGGCAGUACAAAGCGCUGAGGAACCACCUGCUGGAGAGCACUCCCAAAUCCGACCACAAGGCCGUCCUCAAACGCCUCAAAGAGGAACAAACACGUAAGCUGGCCAUCCUGGCCGAGCAGUACGACCACUCCAUCAACGACAUGCUGUCCACACAGGCUCUGCGCCUGGAUGAGACGCAGGAGGCGGAGUACCAGGUGCUAAGGAUGCAGCUGCAGCAGGAGCUGGAGCUGCUGAACGCCUACCAGAGCAAGAUCAAGAUCCACACGGACACGCAGCACGAGAGGGAGGUCAAGGACCUGGAGCAGAGGGUGUCCAUCCGCAGAGCGCUGCUCGAGCAACGGAUCGAGGAGGAGAUGCUGUCCCUGCAGAACGAGCGCUCGGAGCGGAUCCGGACUCUGCUGGAGCGGCAGGCGCACGAGAUCGAGGCGUUCGACUCGGAGAGCAUGCGGCUGGGCUUCAGCAACAUGGCGCUCAGCGGGAUCCCUGCCGAGGCCUACAACCAGGGCUACCCCACCCCCAGCCCCUCCUCGGGCUCCAGCGGCUGGCCCUCGCGGCCUGUCCCGCGCUCCGGCAGCCACUGGUCCCACAGCGUGCAGAACUCGGUGUCCACGCCCUCCUGGCGCAGUCAGAACCACGGUGGGGGGGCCUUCAGCCGCGCAGAGUCCGUCGCCUCGUCACACGGCCUCGGCAGGGACAGUGAGAUGUACAAGAGCGGCAGCCGGGGUCACUCCUCCUCGUCCUCCUCUUCCUCCCACCCCUCCCAUCACCCCUCCCACCACCACCACCACCAC
Notothenia coriiceps (black rockcod) is the source of this 2430-nucleotide messenger RNA. RefSeq names its product serine/threonine-protein kinase TAO2-like. Gene Ontology annotation, biological process: protein phosphorylation. Gene Ontology annotation, molecular function: ATP binding; protein serine/threonine kinase activity. Gene Ontology annotation, cellular component: cytoplasm. The record is from RefSeq and is a predicted model, not a curated record. Lineage: Eukaryota; Metazoa; Chordata; Actinopteri; Perciformes; Nototheniidae.